This is a messenger RNA of Trichophyton verrucosum HKI 0517, 1101 nucleotides long. RefSeq lists its product as uncharacterized. The transcript has 4 exons. The coding region runs from base 1 to 1101 and encodes 366 amino acids. Lineage: Eukaryota; Fungi; Ascomycota; Eurotiomycetes; Onygenales; Arthrodermataceae. The record is from RefSeq and is a predicted model, not a curated record.
AUGUAUGCUGGAGCGGGCCGGACAAGGAGUGCUGGGACUUUGGGAGCUAGGGAAAAGGUUUUCUUCUUCUUCAUCUUCAUCUUCAUCUUCUUCUCUUCAUCCGAAUUCCCAUUCUAUAUACCCAUACAACCAUCCAUCCAUAUCCAUAUCCUUGUCUCUCCCUUGUCCGCCAUCCUUGUCCCUGUCCAUGACCAUGUCCAUGUCCUCAAAACCCAGUACCGCCAACACCAACAACAACAACAACCACCAACAUACACAGAUAGACCAGCCCAUGUCUUCAACGGCUCUACAUACCCAGCAUACCCCCCAGCCUCUUCAGCAACCACCACCACCACCGCCGACAAACGCGCAGCAGAAGAUGAUACCCCCAACCAUUCCUCCCACCACCAGCAACAAUUCAAAGACCUACCCGAGGGCAAACGACGCAAGUUCAUUCUCGUCGAAGAUCCGCAGCGUUCAUGCAGGGUGCGCGUCAAGGUCAUGCUCGACCAGGUAGACAUGAAAGAGAUCCCGGACUCAUAUCGCAAGGCCAACUCCGUCUUCCCUCGCACAUAUGUCCCCGUCCAUUCACCGUUUGCUCACCACCGCCGAAAGGGGGAUCGGUUCAUGAAUGACGACGAUGAGUCGCAGCCCGCGGGCAGACUGGUUGCGGGCAGUAGCAGUGCAGACGCAGACGAAGAUGUCACGGCGGGGAAGACGAGUGUGCCUAUGGCCAUGCUGGAGGGAGAAGAAGUGCUUGUCCCGCGUCUGACGAGGGCGAAGAAAGAGAGAGAAGAGCUGCUUAAUGAUAUGGGGUAUCGCAUGAGCUGGGGGCAGAGUAGAGUCUUUGCGGGCAGGAUGCUCUUCCUACAACGAUCAAUGGACGCGUAUCGCAACAAGAUGAGAAACAGCAUGUUGACGGCCGGCCAUGAGACCAGCGAGAUAGCGCCUUACUUUGAGACUCGCGUGGGCAAGCGACGAUGGCUCGACAGAGGCCGUAAAGCAGACGCCAAAGACAAGGACUCUACUGCUGCUACCACUGCUGUGUCUGCGGUGUCUGCUGCCUCUCCGCCGGCGGUGCUCACGACUGCCUCCUCCCGGUCCGCUGAGGAGGUCGAGUAG